Lachancea meyersii CBS 8951 is the source of this 2142-nucleotide messenger RNA. The record is from the annotation of a GenBank genome assembly. Lineage: Eukaryota; Fungi; Ascomycota; Saccharomycetes; Saccharomycetales; Saccharomycetaceae.
AUGUCGCAAAACGUCCAGGUCAAACGUAAACGCACGAGAACACUGGAUACCGCACCACGUGCAGGCACGUCGUUGCGGUCCGUGCCCCAGAGCAUGUUUCUAGACAACGAUUCGGAUCCCAUUAUCGGAGAAAUGCUGGCACGUCAGUCUGCACUUUUACAGGGAAAUCUCAUCGACUCUCACUUUGCCAGUGCGACGGCCACAACCACAGCAGAGGGCUCUGCCACCGGGGGCAACGAAAAUGCGCUUCGGGGACACACAGCUCCCGACGAAAGCGUCGAUGCCACUGUCAACAAUAACGUCGUGAAUCGUCACUACGACCACGACGACGACGACGACGAUGACCUCAUUUUUAUCAAGGAGCAGCCCGUCCAGGUUCCAGCGCAGCUGGAUCUGCGCACAGAGCACCACUACACUAGCAAAAAAUUCAAGAAACAGAGGACCAUAUCCUUACCACAGCUUCCGUACUCCAAACUUCUGUACGAGGCUGCUCAACACCGUGCCCAGCCCCGUCGUCAAAACGACGACGACUUGCUCCACCUGAGUGGCUCGUCUACCAAGACCAUAGAUGGGAAUCGCGCCGUGACCCUCAACGUGGUGAAAAGUGUCUCUCCGUUAACCGUCAAUGAUCACGGCUCACCGGUUUUCAGACGCAUGACUGCGGCACCCAAGAUAUCCAAACUGGUAUCUGCAGCCAAAAAAAAGAAUAAGCGAGAGUUGUUCCAAACGGAUAAAGAAGGUCACUACGUAUACCGCGAAAAUGACAUUUUCUGUAACGGCAGAUUCGUUGUCAAAGGCUUGUUGGGACAAGGGACAUUUGGGAAAGUGGUUGAAUGUAUUGAUAAUAGUUCAACUCCUCAACAUAACAACGAGUUCCAAGGGUUCGAGGAUCCGUUCGUAGAAUCGUUCGAAGACUCCCAUUUCGAUUUAGACUAUUCGACUUCCAAUACUGCCAGUGUCCCUAAUCCAACAAAGCCAGUUGCUAUCAAAAUUAUACGUGCUGUUGAUCGGUACAGAGAGGCUGCAAAGACCGAACUGCGGGUUCUUAAAGCUAUUUUGAACAACGAUCCUUCGGGCCAGUAUCAAUGUUUGUUACUGCGCGAAUGUUUUGAUUACAAAAAUCAUAUCUGCUUGGUUACUGAUUUGUUUGGAAAAUCGAUCUACGAUUUCAUGUGCAAUAAUGGUUGCCCGCGUUUCCCAGGCUCCCAUGUUCAAGCUAUUUCCAAACAGCUUAUUCGUUCAGUUUGUUUUCUACACGAUUUAGGGAUAAUUCACACCGACUUGAAGCCGGAAAAUGUGUUGCUAUGCGACGAAUUUUACGUGGGAAAGCCUCUGUCACAACACCAAUUGUCGAAUUUGAGUCCGCGCCGGAAAAGUGCUUGCAAUGGAGAACGGAAGUUUUUAACCAAUCCCGAAGUCAAAUUAAUUGAUUUUGGCAGCGCAGUUUUUUACAACGAGUUUCAUCCCGCGGUUAUCUCAACUCGCCACUACCGUGCGCCUGAGAUUGUGUUAGGACUUGGAUGGUCUUUUCCAUGCGAUAUUUGGUCUAUCGGCUGUGUUUUGGUAGAAUUGGUUACAGGUGAAUCAUUGUACCCGAUACACGAAAAUUUGGAACAUAUGGCUAUGAUGCAAAGGUUCAAUGGUAUAGCAUUCCCGCCUAAAAUCGUGGAAAAUAUGUUUUACAAGUCGGAUCGUAAAAUAGGGAAUUUGGCUCCAGAUUUAAAUGCCACUGUCGUCAAGCACUUUGAUAGAGAAUCAUUAGCACUUCAGUGGCCAGAACGUAACGCCAAGGGUGAAAUCGUUACAAAGGAGAGAUCCAUGAAAAGAAUUUUAUCUAGCUGCGACCGGCUAGACAAAUACGUGAUGCAAAAAAUACGACAGGAUUAUGGCGAUUGGUUAGUCAUAAAUUGGGAUUUAAGCUCUGAGGACAACUGGGCUUUAUUGGAAUCAAAAUUCGACGAACAGGUACUCGACAGAGAGGUUUUUUUGUUCUGGUACUGGUUUAUGGAUUUGUGCAAAAAAAUGUUUGAAUUUGAUCCUACUAAAAGGAUAACUGCUAGGGAGGCUAUCGACCAUGAGUGGUUCAAUUAUGGUAUUUUGGACGAGGGUAUUGCAAGUUUUGGAAAAGCUGGACGUGACUAA